Molecule: messenger RNA, 483 nt
Organism: Drosophila biarmipes
Lineage: Eukaryota; Metazoa; Arthropoda; Insecta; Diptera; Drosophilidae
Exons: 3
Coding region: 53-415 (120 amino acids)
Source: RefSeq, a predicted model, not a curated record
UAUUGAGAAUGUCAGUCGCUAAGCAACCGCCAAAAAAUCAUCAUCAAACUCAAUGCCUCCCAAGUUAUUUUGCCUAAUCCUUUCGAUUCUGUUUCUGAAUCGGGUAACUUCGAUCUCUGCAACUUCUCUUGCGCCGUCAAUAGACGGAAAUGGUGUUCUGUUAGUGCCAUCCGAUAAUAAAUAUGACUUAAGAGUUAUGACAGAUGGAGCGACUCGAGAGGAGACUGUUGAACAGAUUUCCCCGGAUUCACUCCAAGUUAAGGGAACUUUUCGGCAGACUUUUCCAGGACCCAAGUACCUGCUGGUUAUUUAUGAUGCCGGGACUAACGGCUAUGUGGCCAAGUAUAUACUCUCCGUAACACAAUCCCAAAUUCAUCGUCUAAGCCCUGCCGCCUUAAAAACUGCCUCCGGGUGAAAAUGCAAUACAAAAUAAUAAACGAUAUAUAUUCCAGUUCGAAAAAUUCAUAUAUAUAUUUCCUAUAA